AGUGCAUUGAGAGCCUUAGCCCGGUCUGGAAUGAAGAUUGGACGCAUUGAAGAUGUGACUCCAAUACCUUCAGAUUCCACCAGGAGGAAGGGUGGCCGCAGGGGGCGUCUUCAAGCUUCUCCAAGAUUGGAACUCAAUCCUCAACUUGAUCUGAUAUUCUGCAGGGAGACAAUUUCUCGAGUGACUGGUGGGAUGAAGGUGAAGGCUGAUCGAGAUGAAGCGUCCCCUUAUGCCGCCAUGUUGGCAGCUCAGGAUGUGGCUGAGAAGUGUAAACUGGUGGGGAUCACGGCCCUUCACAUCAAACUCAGAGCAACCGGAGGAAAUCGCACCAAGACCCCUGGACCUGGAGCUCAGAGUGCAUUGAGAGCCUUAGCCCGGUCUGGAAUGAAGAUUGGACGCAUUGAAGAUGUGACUCCAAUACCUUCAGAUUCCACCAGGAGGAAGGGUGGCCGCAGGGGGCGUCGUCUGUAA
Molecule: messenger RNA, 471 nt
Organism: Darwinula stevensoni
Lineage: Eukaryota; Metazoa; Arthropoda; Ostracoda; Podocopida; Darwinulidae
Source: the annotation of a GenBank genome assembly